GCAAUUAGAUAAUAUAUCUGAAUUUCUAACACUGCCAGCAGCUCUCUCUAGGAUUUUCAGAUUACAUUCUCUCCCUGCCAUACCUGAAGAUACCGGGGAUUGAACCUGGGACCCUCUGCACACCUGUUCUACAGCAUUUCUAAAGCUAAGCUGGUGUGGACCUGACCUUUCCCUUAGAUAGGGAGGCCUCUGAGAGCACCGUGUUACAGCAAAAUCCAAUAAAUAAAUACAGCCGAUGUGGUUUCUGUGAGGAUCUGAGCUGCUAGACCCAAGUUAUCUAUUAACUCCUUGGCUGUCACUGGGAGCAGAGCGGCCAUAUCUCUAGGCAAGGCCCCUCACUCUUAUUCUUCUGUCUCCCCUUCCCUCCACUACAGGCCACAUGAAGCACUCUGCUCUUCCCGUCCUCCACCCCUGACGCCGGCCGCAGGUGGCCAUGGGGUUCCUUGGCUCCAAGAGCUCCUUGUUGGCGUUCCACCUGGGCCUCAUCGCUGGCUUUGUCAGCACCUUCUACCUCAUGGGCAACCUGACAUGGGAAGGGCCCCCACACCUUGGCACCCAGCUGCCGCGUGGCUACAAGGACCCGGAGUGGAUUGUCGAUAGAUCAGCUCUCUUCAGCGUGGCACACCCGCACCUGGAAGGUGAGGAGAGCAGUGUGGCUGAUGAGCUGUAUGACAAGGUGCGGAUCCUGUGCUGGGUGAUGACAGGCCCCAGUAACUUGGAGACGAAGGCUCGCCAUGUCAAGGCCACCUGGUCGCGCCACUGCAACGUGGUCCUCUUCAUGAGCUCUGUGCAGGAUGACAACUUCCCUACUGUCGGGCUGGGAACCAAGGAAGGCCGGGACCAGCUCUACUGGAAAACCAUCCGGGCUUUCCAGUACGUGCAUCAGCACCACUUGGAGCAGGCGGACUGGUUCCUCAAGGCUGACGACGACACCUUUGUGGUGGUGGACAACCUCCGGUGGCUGCUCUCCAACUACACCGCCGACAGGCCCAUCUACUUUGGCAAGCGCUUCCGGCCCUUUGCCAAGCAAGGCUACAUGAGCGGGGGAGCUGGCUAUGUCCUCAGCAAAGAGGCCCUGCGGCGCUUUGUGGCUGGCUUUGAAUCCAAGGUGUGCAGCCACACGACCUCGGUAGAGGACCUUGCCCUGGGCCAGUGCCUGGAGAAGAUGGGCGUGGAGGCUGGGGACUCGCGGGACACAGAGGGGAGAGAGACCUUCCAUCCUUUCGUGCCGGAAUCUCACCUGACGGAGAAGUUCUCGAAAAGCUUCUGGUACUGGAACUACUGCUAUUACCCCAUUGUGGAGGGUCCCCAGUGCUGCUCUGACUUGGCUGUCUCCUUUCACUAUGUGAGCUCAGAAUUGAUGUACACAUUGGAAUACCUGUGCUACCACCUUCGCGCUUACGGCUACAGGUAUCGCUACCACCCGCCUUUGCCCGAGAAUGCUGCUCAUCUCCAGCCCCGCCCUCGGGGGGAAGCUCCGGAGAGGACCAAUAGUACUACACUGCAGACCGAGAAGGAGGUGUAGGGGGGCGGAUGCUUGGCACGUGACCCUUGAGCAGAGCAGCCCAGCCCAGCCCUCCUUGGACAAGACCAGUGCCUCUGUUCUGGGGUCAUCUGCACAGGAAAAAGCAACAAGAGCUGGGCAGGCCACAAGCUGAGAGAUUUCUUUUAAUCCCUAAAGGUGUGUGUGCACGCACACUUGCCAGACAAGGGGUCUUGCACAUGGCAGAGGAGCCAUUCUUAUUUGUGUGCCGAGAAGCAAAUAUCUGGCCUACUAUGGCACCGCUUGGCCUAUCCUAUGCUCGCUCGUUUUCCUACUGCAAACUGGAGAGGCCCAAGCCUUCCAUGUGCUGUGAAGCGGUUUCAUGCUUAGUGAGUGCUCUUGAUGCACUGGAGUGGGGAGACUGGUCCCUGUGUGGUGGGCAAGAAGAGGGGAUAGAGGGGCUCUUAUGGGUCCCGGAAGGGAGAGCCGAACUCACAAGGGGUGGGGUGGGUGCCUGCUGCCGCCAGCACAAGAAUGAGGCACAGCUGCAUGGCCGUAGACUGAGCAAGGAGGAGCGCCACAGAGUGGGGCUUGGGUUUUACCGCUGGAGAAAGAAUAGUAAGGGUCCUGGCUGGUCAGUGGCUGGUGCCAUUGUGGUAAGAGGGACCCAACACUACUUUGCAAGCUGUGUUUGGGGUCUCGCAGUUGAUAUGAUAGGAUGAAGGGCUUGUAUCUCCUGUGCCUGCAAUUCCCCCCCCCCAUUAUUAGCUUUCUUGAUACCAGAGCCUAAUAAUUAGGCCAUCUGCCUUUAACAUCAACACGUUCCAAGUCGGGGUUCUUCACCUUGGGUCCCCAGAUGUGGUUGGACCACCAGUCCCAUCAGUCCCAGCCAACAUAGCCUUGUUGUUUAAGGGAAAGAGAAGGAGAGAAUAGGAAGAACAGAGAGCUGGCAGGUAAGCAAUUAAAAAAGGUAGGGGAAUGUUUUGUUUUGUUUUGUUUUAAAAAAGUGGCAUUUUGUGGCUUAAGGUAGGUCCCCAAACUGGAAAGGCUAAAGACCUGUGUCCCUGCAGUUGUUUCUCAACUGCAGCUCCCAUCAUCCUUGACCAUUGGCCCUGCUGGCUGGGGCAGAUGGGAGUUGUAGUUCCGCAACAUCUGGAAGGCAACAGUUUCACCACUCCUUGUAUAAGACACCCUAAUUGUGCAUGGUCCUCAAUAUUCACAUGAAUAAAGAUGCUGCUGUGUAAUGGCCAUCUCGCAGUCAAAAAGUGAUGUUUUGUGCCAGAACCAAUAGGUUUGGGGCAGGGCUGGGCCUGCCCAUAAGUUGGACUGAGGCAGUUGUAUCAGGUGGAGAAAUCUUGGCAGGACUGUCCCCUGCUGCCACUGCCGGAGAAGCAAGGAGAAACUGGCUGCAGCUUCCGGUGAGAUAUCGUAGAGCUCACGAGAUAUCACCGCUGCUUCUCCUAUGGGGGGGCGGGAUGCACCUGCCCCCUUCCACUCACUGGAGAAGCAAGAAGUAGCCUCAGCUUCUGAGUUCUGGUGAGAUCUUGAUCUUGCCAGAAGCUGCAGCCGUGCAACCUCAGUAAAUGAGAUUUUGGUGGAGGGACAGCAGCCGUGAGGUGGCCGGCACCUUCCCAUUUUGCCUCUGUGUGGGUUGGUGUGUGAGACAGGACAGGACAGGACAGCCCUGGUUUGCAGGCAGAAGAACAAGCAAAAGGCAGGCAGUGUGAGAAAGCCUGAAAGCGAUGUUGUUCCUUGCUGUGUCACUGGAUUUGAACGAUCUUGUGUUUUUUGCCUGGUGGGUUAGUCGCUUAAUCAUUUGAUGGUCCCAAGUGCCCCCUGGUGGCUAUUACAUGCCAUUUUAUAGUUACAGUAAGACUUUUUACCGAACCAAUCUAAUUGGUUGAAGAUGUAGGCCAGUCGUGUCCAAACAUUUUUCAAAGGGGGCCAGAUUUGAUGAAGUGAAGGGCUGUGAGGGCAGACCAAAGUUAUCCUUUUUUAAGGGUUGAAGUUGCUGAGGUUUUUUUUUAGGAUUUUAUCCCAGGAAAUAAACUCACACAGGAGCCGGAUUAAACCAACUGGCGGGCCAGAUUAGGCUCCCCAAACGAACUUUUGAAUUGUUCAGAGCUCUUUGCCAGAUGGAAUGGAAAGGCAGAUGCAUUUUCAGCUUAUAAGGAGAGGAAAGAUAGGCCCAAUUUAACAACUGAAAGUACAACCUUUGUUUUGAUCAAGAGUUAAAGCCAAAGCACUUGUAUAGUCCACAACGAUCUGCCCCCAUGAAACAACAUAGUUGGGUGAAAGAAACAGCUAAGCAUCCUUUUUGUGGUCUGUUGCAAAAGCUUAGAGUAGAGGUAGCCCCUGCAGAUGUUGUUGGACCUUAUCUCGGAUCAUCCCCAGCCAGCAUGGCCACUGGUCAAGGAUAAUGGGACUUUCAACAUCUGGAAGACAGCACAUUGGGGAUUUGAUGGUCACUGAAUCCUGAACCUUAAGCGGUGAGCAGCUGCCAAGACACACUGUUCUCACUUGCUGAUAAGAGUUUUGCUGGCUUGUAUGUUGACUAUCUGACUGUCCUCCUUCCAGACGUUUUGUUUUGCUUGCUUUUUUUGUCCAGAAGAGGGCAGCAAAGAUGGGGAACAUGGCAGGAGACCAGUUCCAUGGUGGAAAGAUUGAAGGAGUUGGUUGUGGUUUAAUCUGGGAAUAGAAUGGUUAAGAGUCACAGCCAUCUUCACAUAUUUGAAGGGCUGUUGCAUGGAGUCUGUCAAUGGCAUGAAUGAUUCUGUUGCUCCAGAGGCUAUUGCCCAAACCAUCGGGUUGAUAUUAUAAGGACUUAGGCUAAAAAGUACCGGUAGGUCUUUCCCAACAGUUUGAGCUGUUUUAUUGGUAGAACAAGUUGGUGGACUCGCCUUCAUUUGGGAUCUUCCCCCCCCCCUUUCCCUUUUGUCAUUUCAUAAUACAGUGGAACCUCAGUUUAUGAACACCUCGGUUUACAAAUUUUUGGUUUACGAACGCCGUGGACCCAUCUGGAACGGAUUAAUUCACUUUCCAUUACUUUCAAUGGGAAAGUUUGCUUCAGUUUAUGAACGCUUCAGUUUAAGUACUCCGCGGAACCGUCUGGAACGGAUUAAUCCACUUUCCAUUACUUUUAAUGGGAAAGUUCGCUUCAGUUUAUGAAUGCUUCAGUUUAUGAACAGACUUCCGGAACCAAUUGUGUUCAUAAACCGAGGUACCACUGUACUGUUGGGUUCCAUCUAGAGAAAAGUAAGUUGAAGCAUAUGGCAGUGUUUCAGAUAGUCCUCUUGAUUGUCUUUUUAAAAAGAAAUUAGAAGGAGCUGCCCAUUACCUAUUCAUACUGCUGGUGCACAUUGACUGAUGAGUUCUCCAGUAUCACAGUCAAAGGCCCUUAAGAUGCUUUUAAAGCAGAGGUGCUAGGGACCCGAAAUGUGCUUUCUCUGGACUGCCCAUUUAUUUAUCCUGUUGCCUUCCAUGGUACCCUUUGCCAUUCACUUCAGUUGAGGGAUUGUUCCACUAUCAUAUACUUCUCCAUGUGCCUGCACAGCUGUUACUGCCAUUGAAGUGAAUGGUGACUUAUUUAUACGCAGUUGUGUAACAUAGUGUCCUAAACUGAAAUGUUCUGUUAUUCCAUAAAUUAUAAUGAUACUUUUUAGAAGAAAAACUUGGCGAUAACUGGUAACUGGCAGAAUGCUUCCUGUUGCCAAUUUCAUUGUCCCCCACCCCACCCGGUAAACGAAUGUUUAUAUAUUUAUUGAAAAUGAUUUUGUUAAAAACUUUGAAUCUGGGGGAGGUAGGUAGUUUUCACAUAAACAAGAGACAUGUUUGAAGUUUUUCAUUUGGUUGACAAAUAAACUAAGUUGCAAGGGACAGUUAAUUCUGUGAUUCUGCUGAUCUCUGAAGGAAAUUGCUUAGCCAAGGUUGAAGAUUGUGAGAAUGUAUUGUUUAAAGUUGAAAACCACAAAGGUUUUAAAAAAAUUCUUUCAGAAAACUUGCACCAUCACUUGGAAGCCUUACACCAUUGCUCAGUAUUGCUCAGUGUAGACUAAUGAUGGGGAGUCUGUGGCCUUCUGCCUAUUUUAGUCUCAAACUCCCAUCAGUCCUUGCCAGCAUGACCAAUGGUCAGAGAUGAGUGUUAUAGUCUCUUGCGGGGCUGGGCACAGGUUGCCCACCUCCCAGAGUAUAUAAAAUACUUGGCUACCUCAGUAUAAGGCAGCUUUUUAUGUACAUAUGUGCCCUCUUGAAGGAAAAGCCCAUCUUUACCUGGUUAUCUUGAAAUAUUGUGGCCUUUGAUGUUACCGGUUUUAUUGUAAGUUGCUUUGAUCUUAGGCAAAGGAAAAGUUGUGUAUUGGGCUCAUGCAUAGCUACUUGCCUGGUUGGUUGUAACAAGUAAAAAAUCAUUUCUGGAUGACAAAGCAGAAUACCUUUAGAAAAGUUGGCUUGGUGUUUUUGGUUGCACUUUAAGAUAAGAAUGCUUUCUAACAUAGUUUUGUGGGGCUCUAGAGUCUCCCCCCCCCCUUACCUGUCCCCUGACCAUGAGGUUGCAGGGCAGGUUAUAAAGGUUUAUUUUUUUUAAAUACAAUCUUGGAAUGAAUUAAAACAAAUUGGUGAACAAAAUGUGGCUGUCAACCUUGGGGAUUUACAACUCAAAACUUGCAAGCCUGCUAGGGUUGUAGUCAACCUAGUAGCUCUCUGUGUGAAGGGAUCUACUUCUGCUUGCACAAAAGGACUCCCCUCCUCCUGUGCACCCCAUAAAUCUCUUCUGGGGGUUUCAGCCAACCAUCUGGGGCAGAUUUGGUGAUGGCAGAGGAGACAACGGAGCGGUGGCAGUGGGGAGAAAGACCAAUUGCACAAAAGGAAAUGGUUCCACUCAUGCAGUUACUUAUUUGUAUACUCUGCCCCAAUGAAUAUUUGCUGCCCUGGUCUCCUUCAGGAAGAAGGGUGGAAAAUUAGCCGAGUUAAUAAUGUACUGCACUGCUGUCCUAUAAAUCUGCUAGGAAGUAAGCCCCUUUUUAGUUCAAUAGACCUAAGGAAGCAGGUAUAUUAGGAUUGCAGCCUUAAAUGAAGUUAGGGCACAAUCCAUUCAAAGUAAAGGACUUGUAUGUAAAGGACUUGUACAUAGCUGCCAAGUUUUCCCUUUUCUCGCGAGGAAGCCUAUUCAGCAUAAGGGAAAAUCCCUUUUAAAAAGGGAUAACUUGGCAGCUAUGGAAGGAGAUUUUGUGUAUGAGCUUAAAUAGCUCUCACUGAAAUCAACAGAAGUUAAAAGUGCUUCAAUGGGGUUUCUGCUUAAAUCUUUAAAUGUAGAGAAAUGACUUUUACCAUUGACAGAGUGAAGGAAAGCUGCCGCCAAUGUUACUGUGCUCUCACCUCUUUGUAAGGUAAGAAUAAUUAUCUUGAUUAAGAACACAAAGACUAAAAUUCCCCCAUCCCCUUUAAAGAAAUUCUGGUCUUUUCUUCUUUUCUUGGAAAUCCUUCCCCAGGGAAGAUAAACAUUGUUUAAUAAAGAUUACCUCUUAGGGUGAAAAUUAAUACACAUGGAGCAACUUCAACAAAGAUGUCUUUAUUUGGAAUAGGAAAAGCCUUCUACCUUGAGUGCAAGGGUGGGAGGAGCAGAAAUAAAAGAAAGUAACUGGUAUUGAUGGUGAUGGGGGUGAUCAGGAUAGAAUAUAGGGUGUGUGAUGUUGUGGGCCUGGCUGUGUUUUAGCCAUUUUACAUUCCUUAGUUUUUAAAGGAGAACAGCAACCUGCUCUUCUUUUUACCUUGCACUUCAGAAACACACACUCUCUCUCUCUCCUUGCUCUUGAUUUACUAACUCAAAGCAGACAAAUCGAAGCAGAAGAGGUGGUGGGAGAGAGAAUGCAAAAGUGGGACCAACUUUACAAAAAGGUUGUACCUGCCAUGUCAGCCCCAGAAAUAUAAAAUAGGUAAGAAGCUAUCCUUUAUUAGGCCAACAGAGCUCUGUGUAACUCAAAAGUGUACUUAUGCUUACAAUCAGCCAAAGCUGGCUAACAAAAGAUACUUUCAUCUGCUCAAAAAAAGAAGAAGGAAUUGGUAAACUUCAGACGGGGAGCGUUCUGCCAUCAGCCAAGUCUCACUUAUGCAAGGGAAUUGAAGGGAGAAGCAAUGUGUUAGCAUAACCUAAGUCAACCUGGUGUCUGAGAGCUGUAGUUCGGCAAGGCACCAGGUUGUUGAAGGCAGUCUUAAACACCAUUUGUUUCUGUGGGAAGGGGUGGUAGUUCCCAAACUUACGCCUCAUUUCUUUUGUGGCUGGUGGUGAGAUCAUACUGACAAAUGUUUCCUUAGUGUGAGGUAGCUUAAAAACCAGGGACGUUUGAGAGUUUGACCCUAUUGCUUCCUUCAUUUUGUAUAGAGAGAGUAGAGAGUUUAGAUGAGGCUUGGUAGAAUUCAGAACGGUGGAUACUAAGAAAAACAACAAAAUCAGAUCAAUGUACUUUCCAACGAAGGUUUUGUUUUAUAAUCAAUUGAUGUUAAAAAAUACAGACUUGUUUUACAAUAAUAAUAGCACCAUUUUUAGUAUUAUACACAGUAAUCUUGCUUGUGAUACACACCCAGGGAUGGGUGGGGGAAAAAGAAUUGGCUACAACCUGUAUUUUGGGGCAUCAGCACCUUGGAGGGGAGGACCCUUCAUGCAUGCUAGUUAGCUUCCAAGAAAGGUCUUACAGGAAGACAAUAAAUAAAUAAUACCAUUAUUUGUUGUUCCUUUUUUUCCUUUUU
Zootoca vivipara (common lizard) is the source of this 8224-nucleotide messenger RNA. Its product is annotated as glycoprotein-N-acetylgalactosamine 3-beta-galactosyltransferase 1-A-like. NCBI's taxonomy places the organism in Eukaryota, Metazoa, Chordata, Lepidosauria, Squamata, Lacertidae. The record is from RefSeq and is a predicted model, not a curated record. Gene Ontology annotation, cellular component: membrane. Gene Ontology annotation, molecular function: N-acetylgalactosaminide beta-1,3-galactosyltransferase activity.